This is a messenger RNA of Ceratotherium simum simum (southern white rhinoceros), 1020 nucleotides long. RefSeq names its product SRR1 domain containing (gene SRRD). The record is from RefSeq and is a predicted model, not a curated record. NCBI's taxonomy places the organism in Eukaryota, Metazoa, Chordata, Mammalia, Perissodactyla, Rhinocerotidae. Gene Ontology annotation, cellular component: cytoplasm; nucleus.
AUGACGUCAGAGGCCAUGGCGGCGGCGCUGGAUGCCUGGCGGGUCGCGGCUCCGCGGAGGAAGCGCUCUGCGGCGCGCCGCCCGCGGCGGAGAGAGGCGGCGGCCCGGGGCCCGGAAGCGGAGCCCGAGGCGGACCGUGGGGUCGUGCUUCGUCGCAUUCGGGAGGCCGGGGAGGACCUGCUUAUCUCUGAUUUCUGGAGUUCAUCACUAGAAACCAUCAACAGAUGUCUUACAAAACAUCUGGAACAGCUGAAGGCCCCUGUGGGGACUCUUGAGGAAGCCCUGGGAAACCUGCAUCUUGACUCAUCGCCAGGUGAGUCAGAUGCAGCCACAGGCUCCAUCCCAGGAGACAGCCUGGCCACAGGAAGCUUCCACUUGAAGUGUGUGUGUUACGGCAUUGGGAACUUUGCCAGCUGCGUCAUAGCUAGAAACCAGCUAACGUUUUUGCUCCUCUUCCUGGAAAAGUGCCAGAUCCCCAGAAGUCACUGCUGGGUGUAUGACCCUCUGUUUAGCCCGCUCGAAACUGCAGUUCUUAGCAGCCUGGGUGUGACUGUCCUCAGUGAGAAUGAGGAAGGAAAACGGAGUGUUUGUGGUGAGCCCACCAUCUUUUACAUGCUCCAUUGUGGGACAGCCCUGUACAACAAUCUCUUAUGGAGUAACUGGUCAGUAGAUGCCCUGUCCAAGAUGGUCAUCAUUGGGAACAGUUUCAAAGGACUUGAGGAGAGGUUGCUGACAAGUAUUCUGCAGAAAAAUUACCCCUACAUUGCAAAGAUUUUACAGGGACUGGAGGAGCUUGCGUUGCCUCAGACUUCACAGUACAUGGACGUGUUCAAUGAUACCGCCAUCCAGUGGUUCCCCGUACAGAAACUACAACAGCUCUCUAUGGAUACUUGGGCGUUUCGGGAAGAGCCCGAUUAUCAGGACUGUGAGGACCUUGAAAUCAUACGGAACAAGACGACGGAAGAGCCUUCAGCUACUGACUUGAACUCGCUGUAGUGCAUCCGGUGUUGGCUGAGCGGC